AGAUAGAUUUUUACCCUGAGUUAUCUCGACAUGAAACAAUAUGUCGGUCCCACUAGUAAACAACUUCGAGGUCCCCUCAUGGGCAGGGAAACCACCUCCAGGUCUGCAUUUAGAUGUUCUGAAAGACGGAAAGAUGAUCCAGAAACUGAUGAUUGAUGAGAAAAAGGCAUACUUCUUCGGUCGUAACAAACAGCUGUGUGACUUCACGAUAGACCACUCCUCAUGUUCAAGGGUUCACGCAGCUCUUGUGUGGCAUCGCCAUCUCUCUCGUCCAUUUCUCAUCGACCUCGGCAGUACUCAUGGCACGUUUAUCGGACACAUACGUCUGGAGUCCAAGAAGCCCCAGCAGGUGCCCAUAGACAGCGAGAUUCACUACGGUGCUUCCACACGCAUCUACAUUAUCAGAGAACGACCGCAGAUGGGAGUGGGCGGCAUGGACGAGAAAGACGGAAAGAGGGAUGAGUCUGAGGGGAAUUUGUUAGGACUUCCUGAGUCUGAGACAGAACUCGACAAUCUCACAGAAUUCAACACAGCUCACAACCGUAGAGUAAUAUCAGUGGCAGAUAUGCCCGAUGUACCAAACCCACUCAAGCGAAAACACAAAGGCGGCCAUGUUGGCUUUGCAGAUGAGGAAGAUGUUAUCAAUCCAGAGGACGUUGACCCUUCAAUAGGCAGGUUUAGAAAUCUGGUGCAAACAACAGUCAUCCCAACAAAGCGAGGUAAACUGGACAUCGGAGCGGCGGGCAUGAACCAGCACAUCCACGAGUCAAAGAACCCCCUCAGUCCUACCAGCCUGUACGGUGACCUGCCCGCUUCGGGCCCCGGCUCCAUGUUGGCAAACCCGCUCAGCAUCGCCGCCAAACUGGGCCUGCCCGUGCCGAACUUAGCGCCGGACGUGGACUUCCAGAGUCCCGCCCCUCCCCCCGCGGCGCCCCCUGUGGCCGUCACUGUCCCGGAAGAGCCCGGUCCAAAGGAGCCCAAGAAGAAGAAAUAUGCAAAAGAGGCGUGGCCGGGGAAGAAACCUUCGCACAAUUUGCUGGUCUGAGGGGUGGGGUUUUAUUGUGGGUGGGUGGGUAGGUGGGACUUUCUUGUUCAUUGCUCAUUCCGAGUGGAAUGAGUUAGUUCAUUUUCCAUUAUGGGUUGGAAUUGGUUAGUUCAUUGUUCAUUUUGGGUUGGGAAUGGGCGUAGCUUGUUCAUUGUUCAUUAUGGAUUGGAAUGGACUAGUUCAUUUUUCAUUAUGGGUUGGAAUUGGUUUGUUCAUUUUUCAUUUUGGGUUGGAAAAAAUGGUUAGGCCAGUUCAUUGUUCAUUUUGGGUGGUAAGGGCUAGUUCAUUGUUCUUUCAAGGCGGAACAGUGUACUGAAUGUAGCAGAUCAAGAAGCAAUGAAGUACAAAUUAACUGGCCUGUCUGUCUUUGGACACUUGUAAAACGUACUGCAAGUCUUUUUAUUGCUGUUCUUGAAGGAUGCUUAAUUCUUUAUCUGCAUAUGGCACACGCACUCAUACAGUUUUGAGAAAAGAGAACAAAGAAAAGCGCAAAGGCUUGACAACAGUCGUUUAAUACUGGGAGAAAAAUGCAAAACGGACAGACAGAAAGAAAAGAGGCAUCGUAAAAAAGUGGGACCUGCAUGUGAAAUCAAUGCAGGGUUGUUUCAAAAUCAAACCUGUUUGCAGAAGCUGAUUUGUAUGGUUAGCUUUGCGUGUUUCAUGCUGUAUAACAAAGUGUUUUCUCCGAGAAGCGUUUUAGUCUCAGCAAAUGUUAAAAGGUUAAAAGGUGUUCUGAAUGACUCAGCCUUUCAGUUUUUGUUCAGCUGGCAAAUCCGCUAUAUUAAAUUAGAUCUGGGAUCAUUCAGGGAGUUUAAUAGAGCAGUCAUAGAUUUUACCUUGUUCUCAUUGUUUCAUUGUGGUUUGAACAAGGGUUGGUAUGAGGACAAAUGGUGCACUCGACAGUUGUUGUUAUGACUAUUGAAUGGUUAAUUCUCAAGUGAAAAGGGGGAGUAUGGUAGUGGGUUACAUGAGUGUAAAAAGAUGUAUGUGUUGGAUGCACUUAUGCAAGGGUUUGUGCUGUGAAGGAAAGAGUGUGGAAGAUGAAAGGCAUGAUUGAGAGAUAGCUAACUGAUGAGAGAGAGAGAGAUUGAUAGAUUGACAGAGUGUACUUUGAUUAUAAUAUAAUGUCCUUUUUAAAAUUUUCUUCGUUUUUGUAUGGUUUUUUUGUCUUUGCUUGUGUAGCAAGAGCAAGAGAGAAAAAAAAACCUUACAGAUAAUAUAUACAUGCUAUGUGUAUGGUAAUAGAUAUGUGUGUGCAUACGUGAGUGUGUUGUGGUUGUUUUUUGGUCUCUGCGCCUUGUGUUCAUUCACAGCAUUUCACCAAUGGAUAUUAUUAAGUCCUUUUUGCUUUAGAAUUAUAGAUCAGCAAGGUAGGGCUGUAGGCCAAAAUCAAGACUGGUCCUCCGUUAUUUGAGGUAUAAAUGUAACUACACAAAGACUACAGGUUGAGAAUCUGGCAAGUCACAGUUUUGUGAUCUUGAGAAACCUUAGGUUGUUGGGUUUUUUAAAAAGUUUGAACCCGGUAUCUUUCGGAAGGUAUAAAAUUACUGUAUACCAUUUUUUUUCUUCGCACUUCUUGAAAUUGCGAUAUAUUUUUUUAAAUCUGCAAAUUCAAGUCAUUUGUUAAAUUUCUCUCCUGCAUUGGAACCCAAAAAGAGAAUCUGUAAUUACUUACCAGUGUUCAUCACUUUUACAGGAAUUCAGACAGAACCUGCCCCAUUAAGACACACCUAUGCUUGUGGGUGAAAUGGACAUCAACAUGUGUUUUCCUUGAACUUGUUGUCUGCACUGCUUUGCAUCAGAGUUUAGCUGCACUUAAAAAUAAGAUAACUGUAUACUAGUAUUCAUUUAGAAGUACGUCAGACAACAUACAUGACACUGGACGGCAUAAACUGCAAAGUCAAAAUGUUCAGGAAAACAAAAUGUUUUGUAAAAAAAAAAUGCGGUGAAUAGUAUCUCCUUUACGUAAGUAUUUCCAUUUUCUCCUGUUACAAAAGUUUUUAAAAGUGUCACGAAACCGCUUGGGGCAUAACUCAGAAAGAUAGUGCGACAUUGCUGUUUUACCCCUGUAGUCUUCAGAUGUACUUCUAAUACUUCUAUGGAUGAAGUGUAUAUUUGUGAGGCAGCGUGGUGAAGUCAGGCUCUCGUCAAAAUAAAGAAAUCGUAGAAAGAGGCAUAAGUUUGGAAAUUUUGAUCGAAUUUUUAUUUUUUGGCUUGACCUCUUUUAUGUCCAUGUAAAAACACAUUUUCAUGUGAAUUUUACUGAAAAACAUUGAUUAAAGGCACUAAAUAUGCCAUUUUUCAGUUUUCAAUGACUCUUUAGCUAUUGGAGUUACCUAACUUUAGCGGCCUUUUUCUCAUUAAUUUCACCACUGAAAUCAUGCGACCUCAGUUCCUUCAAUAUCGGAUAUCUUGAUAUAAGUAAAUCAGCUUUCACAUGUUAACAAUAACAAUAACACCACAUGCCCAAAUAUUUUCGAGCACCUGAUUCCACUGCGCCGUAACACAUUUCAUUAUUAAUUUGUACAUUGAUUUAACCCUUUAUUUGCAGAUAUACUUGUCCAUUUGCUAAUACAAGAACUGCUCUGUGACUUGAUUGCAGAUACCAUUAGUAAACUUUUUAGGGUGUAAAAAUAUGCUUUGCUAAAGAUGCUGGAAAAAUGGAGUUAUCUGUCAAAUGAGUAUGAGACACAAGAACAUACGUUUUAAUCAUGUAAAAAAAAAAUAUCUAAAACUUUUGCUGGACCCUGUCCUAGUUUUCUCUUACUCUGGUGUCUGGUGUAAUGGUAAGGCUCCCAACCGCCAAAUGCAGAAGGCGAGGGUUUGAUUCCCAAGCUGGGAAGUUUUUCUUAACAAGUAUCUCUCUAAAUGAUGUACAUUGUGACGAUGGGCUCGUAAAACACUUGCAAUUACUAUUUAAUUGUUCGUACAAAGUGGUGCUUUUGCUUUCUUUUGCUGCCAUAGGUCCUGUACUGUAAUGUUGUCUUGUAAUGAACUUGAUUGAGUGUCUCAGAAGCCCCUCGUUAGUGUCAUGAGGAUGGAAUGUUGUUUUGAGUAUUUGAAGUGCAAAAUUAUUUUAAAUGCUUCUCAUUAAAAAAUUCAGGGUGUUUAUGAAAUGCAGUCACACUUGUGUGGCCUUUUGCAUGAUCUUGGUGGGCGAUCUUAAAGAGGUAUGUAUGCUGUAGCUUUGCCUGAGCGGUAGACAUGAAGGAAAUCAUGUUCCAAAUGCUACUCCCAUCCCUUCAGAUCUUGACUUCCUUGAUAUGCUCGAAGGGAGAGACAUGAUCAGUGUGUGUGAAAUCAAAGAGGGUGUAAGGGUAUGUCCUACUAUUUUUACAGGUGUGAUAGAGAUAUUUUUUGUAAUAGGAAAAUUUUUAAUUUUGCUUGGGUCGCGGCCUAAUGACCUACUCUUCUGCAAUUUUCAACAAUCAAAGGAUCUUUACAACAUCCCAUUAAUUAUUAAUAGCAUAUUAAUUUGAUAGCACAAGUAAAUGAAGAAUGAAGACAGUUCUAUUUUCUUCAGUGUCCUGGUUUAGUUGCUUCUCUUCUACUGAAUUUGUAUGAGUUUCAGUUCUUCUGAUCGAAAGGCUAAUCCAAAAGCCACUACUUAUUUUAUCUUCUACUGCCAUCAGGACUUGGUUUUCUCUGUUUUUUAUAAUGGGUUUUGUUAAAACAGUCCAUGGAUAAAAGUUUGCUAGCUGUGGCCAGAAAUUCUGGCAAGGGAAAGCCAGUCGGUAUCACGGUGCCAGCAGCCGGGGAUGGCCGCCCUUGACUGGACAAACAUCAAUCUCAUGAAGCAUGGAUUUCUUUCGUUUACCUGGCAACUGUCUAAAAAAAACGUCUGACUUUUUAACUGAGCUGUUCAAGCAUAAAUCGACAGUACGGGAGUAAUUCGAUUAUCUUUUCAGGCAAAGCCUCUUUAGAUGCUAUGAGUUUGACAGUUCUCAGGCAAAAUGGUUGUGACCAACUUUUACCCAUGGAACAGUCUUGUUAAUAUUUUACUGAUGAUGGCAGCAAGCUGAAGUAUUAUCAAACAAUCUUGAUCAAACGACUGGUGUCAGCUGUUUAAUAGUUUGGCUUUUCUUUGUCACUUGCAGAAGAUGUGAAUUAAAUUUCCGCGUGGGGAAGUUUUCUGUGAAGUAUAUUCAUCUGUUGGCAAUAUUCUGCUUCGCGAGGGUUUACCCUAAUAGGCAUAGUCGAAUCAGCAGACCUCUCAAAUGAUCAAAAUGUAUUUAUGGAAGCAUAAAACACUUAUAAUAUUAUUGUUAUACACUUCUCAAUGGUAUGAUUAGGACAAGUACCUUAUGUGCUCACCUAUAAUGCGACCUCGUGUAUGUAUACAUACAUGUUGGCAUACCUUGUCUCCAGAAUCAGACUAGCUUGGUGGGUUAACCCUAUCCGUACGCCCUGCAGUCAUUUUGUACCCCCUGGGUUGUAUUCUUCUCAUUUUAAAUUUUAGAAUAUUUCUAGUAAGAAGAUCUCUUUGAACCUUUCAGUAUUUCUCAAAAAUUCUUUUUGACAGACGACUAUACAGAUAGGAUUAAUGAGUAAAUUUCCUCUUUGGUAAGUGGUGGCCCGGAGUUCGCCACGUCAUAUGGAUACGAUAGUAAAACACGACGUACGGAUAGGGUUAAUUUGAUUAAGUAAAAGUCCAUGACACUCACCUUAUGGUUGUGUUGACCAUUGGAUAUGGAUUUGCUGUUUGUGACUGAUUUUAAUUUCAUUGUGACCAGAGUGUAUGAUGUCAUGAUUUGGAUUGUCUUCAGGUAGUGUGAUCAGGCGAAUUUUUUUCCAAAAUGGUAUAUGCUGACUGUUACCAAGCUUUGUAUUUCUACCUCCAUGUUUUUGUCUCGGAAACUAUACUUAAAAUUUAUGAAAUCAUAAACAGUGGAAAAAUUUCCUUGUGAUGUUGAUUGGAGACAGUGUUUUCCGAAUGUCACAGAUGUCAGCUAAGUAAAAGAUAUUGAACUCUUCACAUAUAAUUAUUUUUGUUGGAAAGGAGUUUUUAUAAAAUAGAGGUAGUUUCUGAUUUAUUCAGCACAGACUAAAUUGGCAUUCUCUUCCAGUUGCUUUCCUUUUUCGUGCAUGUGUUGAUGUGUCUGCAAGUGUGAUGUAUGCAUGUACGUCUACAUGAAUGGUUGCACUCAGUGUACCUUGUCCUGCAUGUAUAUGUCUGAUGGCAGGGUAGAAGUAGAAAUGAAAGUGCUUAGACUGAAAAGUGGUCUUGGGGUACAUUUGUAACGUAAAACUACUUAUUUGCACCUGCAUAAAGUAUUAACAUUUUCCCGCCAUGGGAGGCCAGUCGGUGAUGGUAAGAAGCCAUCCCCCCCCCCCCCCCCCCCCCACAGGAUGCUGAUGCUGAUCGGUGACUGUGUGAUAUAGCGACAAUAAUGUUGUAUGCUGCGUGAGUGGAAAGUGUUAAAUCUAUGAACCUGUGUUCGAGGGCUGUUUUUAUGAUCCUCAAGUUUUGCUCACCAGUCAGCUGAAAAUAAACUUUGCUUCCUUUUGUAGUAGUAAAACACUUUUGUAGAUGUCCCACCUUCUUUGAAUGAAAAGAGGUGUAGCAUUUUUAUUUAUCAAAGGCCAAAAAGUUUGCAAUGCUGGUUUUCCUCAUAAGUACACUGUAUUAACCCUUUCAGUGCUGAAACAUAUCUAUUUCCUUUUGUACAGACUGGACAAAAUGUUCAUUAGGAGAGAUCUAGACAAAGCCAUAAUAUAUUUCCCCUUACUUAGAAUAAGAAAGUGCACACGUUGCAAAUACAUCUUUAAAAAUAUCGAUGAAAAUUGUCAAGUGAACAAGUUUGGGAGAAUCAAGUACAUGUUAUAAGUACAUGUCAUGUCUACCCAGCAGUGAAGAGGUUAAGCCAUUUACUGUGUAGACGUAUAUAUGUAAUCUCUUGCAUUUUCUGAAACAGGUUCUUUUCAAAUGCAGUUACAGCUUGUGUUGUUGCUUAUUCUUAAAAAGGGGGGAGGGUGUGGCUUUGCGCUAAAAUCUCUCUUGAGUGAACAUUUCAUUUUGUGUCUUUACAGAUGUAGAUGGAAACGUCUCAGCAGUGAAAGAGUUUAAGAGUGAAAGAUUACUGCCGUUCUGAUGUGUAAGUGUAAUAAUUAGCUCUACGGCUGUCAUUAUAACAAGACGUCAUGGGUUGGAUUCCCAUGUGGGGAGGGUUUUUCAUUGAAUAUCUCUAUCUUGUCUACCGGGCUGUUGUAUCCCUCUCAGUUUGGUCAACCCCCCAACAAGCAUGGCCAAAGAAACGUGCCUCCUAAAUUAUCAAAUGUGUCAACGGGGGCAUUAUAAUUUACUUUGAACCGUCACGUACAUUACAGUUUACAGACGUGAAGAGUAUGGCCCUUGAGUAGACCUGUUCAUUAGCUGUGUGGUGUUGUCCUCAAUUUAACAUGUGUGUGUGUGUGUGUAUGCUUAUGUGUCUUGUGCAGGUUGCAUGGCUGUAUGUUUUACAAAAUGCACUGUCAAAACUUUCAAAACAUUUUCAUGGCCUCUUUUGUUGUUUGGGAUUUUUUUUUUUGGGGGGGGGGGGGGGCUACUGUGUUUAACUAUUUCUUAAUUGUGAGGGCAAGUUUGCUGUGGCAUUUUUGUUUGUUUUGUUCUUAGGGGAUUGAAUUCUCAUUGGUUUCCUUCUUGACAUUAUCAGAGCUUAUCCUGUGUGUUCAUACAGUUUGCAAAGAUAAAAUCUUUGUUUCAUUUCAUCAUCAUUUGUUUUUUAUGCCUGCACAUCAGUUAUUGUAAUUAAUUACAUGUAUAAUAAUUUACAUUUUAUUGUCAGGUUGAAUGAAAAUUACAAUAUUUUGCUCCAAUGAAAA
Messenger RNA from Aplysia californica (California sea hare), 7867 nucleotides. Its product is annotated as nuclear inhibitor of protein phosphatase 1. Gene Ontology annotation, cellular component: nuclear speck. NCBI's taxonomy places the organism in Eukaryota, Metazoa, Mollusca, Gastropoda, Aplysiida, Aplysiidae. Gene Ontology annotation, molecular function: protein serine/threonine phosphatase inhibitor activity; protein binding; mRNA binding. The record is from RefSeq and is a predicted model, not a curated record. The coding region runs from base 41 to 1045 and encodes 334 amino acids. The transcript has 7 exons.